This is a messenger RNA of Trichomonas vaginalis G3, 532 nucleotides long. Its product is annotated as P-loop containing nucleoside triphosphate hydrolases family. Gene Ontology annotation, molecular function: ATP binding; hydrolase activity; DNA binding. The annotation marks the transcript as partial. The transcript has a single exon. NCBI's taxonomy places the organism in Eukaryota, Parabasalia, Trichomonadida, Trichomonadidae. The record is from RefSeq and is a predicted model, not a curated record.
AUGUUAGAAAAAAAGUUUGCUGACAUUGACAAGAAAUUUGAGAAUGUUUUAAAUAAGAACAAGAGGAAGUUGGAAAAUGCUCAGAUAAAACCCAUACAUGACAAGUUCUUAUUUGCUCAGAAUGGUAUAACAGGUCUAAUUGCACCACCUGGGUCGGGUAAGACUUUCACUUAUCUUAAAAUGGCUGCACAACAACAAGAACUAGAUGAGAAGAACCCAUUCUAUGAGUUAGUAGUCAUUUGUAGUACUUCUGGUCAAUUUGACCAAACCGUCAAUUCGUUCAAAGAUAUUAUAAAAAAGUCUAAGUUAGUAUGUAUAAAAGAUACUGAGUUGUUAGAUUGGAUAAAGAAGUACCAAAGAAGAGUUUUGAAGUACAAUGCUAUAAAUGAGUAUGUCAAUUCUAAGUUUAAAGACCCAAAUGAGGAAAUGCAGAGAAUAUUAGAGAAGAAACACUUCAGAAACAAACAGAAAGAGAUAGAAUACAUUUCGAAGAAAUUGCAAUCUUACGAUUGGAAGACUUACCCUCACAGAU